AUGAGAAUAAUCAAAACGUAGAGAGAACGAAUGAUGAAAUAGCUAAAAACACGAUUGUAGCUGAUAUUAGUAAUCCUCUUAAUUGUAUUCAGUUUAAUAAGCCUACUGUUAGUGUUAGUAAUGGUGAUAAAUCAAAUAUUCGGAAUAAUACAAAUGAUGAAAUCAUUUCAGAAUUUAUUUCAGUAAAGGCAACUAUUUCCCCUGGAAUAACUGCAAAUUCAUAUAUUGAAGUUGAGAAAUUACAGAAAUUACUUAUUAGCCGAAAAGAUGAUAUUGACUGUAUAUUAAAAUUACAGCCUGUAUAUGCCAUAGGAAUUGAUUUUCGCAAAAAUUCUACUAGACCAUGUAUUGCUUGCUGGGUUGCUAAACCUUUUGACAUUCCGAUUCUAGAAUGUCUUGAAACCAUAUUUGAAGAUCAAUUUGAAGUUAUAUACCGAUUAGUGAAACCUGUGAAUGAAAAUAAUAAUGAAAUAUUAAAUAAGAAUGAGAUAUUAUUUGAUAAUCGAGCAACAUAUUAUCUCUUUUUAAAUGAUAGUGAAAACUUAAAGAAGAGGCAAGUAGGUACUAAUAACGACCAUGGUAAUAGUAAUGGUAAUGGUAAUAGUACAUGUGCUAAAGCUGUAGAUCUUGAUAUCUUUCAAGAUUUUAACAUUUCUGCUAGCUUUUGGGCAAAAACAUCGCCAUUUGAAAAGGAAGUUGGAAUUCUAGAGUAUGAUAUUAAUGUAAUUGCUUGUGGAAUAGGAAAAAUGCUUAGUAAUAAUUGGCCAGCACUUAAAAGAUUAGGUAUUGGUUAUUUUCUUCAUUCUACCGAAGUUCAUGUUUCUCCAACGCCUGAUAUUAUGAGUAAUUUAUUUUGGUUGAAAGGCAUUUCACAACCAACUCAAUCAAAUCGAAAAGUUGAAUUUUCAACAGGUAGUGAAAAAAUCAUAAAUGGACAAGUUGGAACAUCGAGCUGUGGUAUAACAGGUGGUAUAAAAAAGGUUCAUAAUACCAAAUUCUCAUCAAAUGAAUGGAAAUUAUCUUAUAAAGGUCCUAAUAUUAAGGGGGAGAGUUGGUCAUAUGAAUUCGUUGAUAUAGAUGGCAGCAAUAGAGAAAGUUUUUCCCCCGGAACUCAUUCUGGUCAAUGGUUUAUCAUGAAAGAAAUGCAAGGAUUUUGUAUCACUAUCACACAAGUAUUAUGCUGUGAAAUCACCCAUGAUUGGCGCAGAUUCAUUCCAAAUACAAAAUUUCAGUUACUAAAACUUUGCCCAAAGAUGUGCCAUAGUCUUAAAAUUACCUUUAACGAUCUUAAAGACUUUAAUGCAAAAUUAUCAAAACUCAACCAAACUUGUUAUCCUAAUACAGACAACAUUAUGAUUACUCUUGGACGGAAUGAAAAAGAAAAUAUUAACAAAGCUGCAAACCAAAAAAUUGAGAAUUUAAAUGGUGAAAUCAUGCGCAUGUUAAGAUUUUGA
This is a messenger RNA of Funneliformis mosseae, 1454 nucleotides long. The record is from the annotation of a GenBank genome assembly. Lineage: Eukaryota; Fungi; Glomeromycota; Glomeromycetes; Glomerales; Glomeraceae.